Messenger RNA from Acomys russatus (golden spiny mouse), 514 nucleotides. RefSeq names its product interleukin-31-like. The transcript has 2 exons. Bases 56 to 514 code for a protein of 152 amino acids. The record is from RefSeq and is a predicted model, not a curated record. Lineage: Eukaryota; Metazoa; Chordata; Mammalia; Rodentia; Muridae. Gene Ontology annotation, molecular function: cytokine activity; cytokine receptor binding.
UGCAGGGGCACCUGACCCAUAAACCUCAUAGCAUCCUUCUCUUUCUCCAGGACCAAUGAAGCCUGCCGUGAUGGCGCUUUGCUUUAUAGGAACCUGUCUGGUAUUCUGCGGCUCAUCCUUUGGUGCACCAACAUCAGAAGAUAUAAAAACUAUACUUGAUCACUUAAAACUUGAGUCGAAGGAACUUUACGAAGAUUAUAGCAAAAAGGCACCAGGCAUCUUAGCAAACGAGUCACUACAGCUGCCAUGUUUCACCCUGGGCCGUGAAGCAUCGGCCAACAUCUCGGUCAUCAGAGCACAUCUGGAGAAGGUCAAAGUGUUGACCGAGAACAGAAUAGAUACUACCACUGUUAUAAAACGGCUCGACGACAUCAACUGUUUCAUCCCACUGAAGUUAAACAUUUCUGGGCCUAAAGAUACUAAAUUCUUUGAGUAUAAAACCUUCUCACUGACUGUUUUAAAACGGUUCUCAGACUGCAUGGCAAAGCUGGAGGCUAAGAACAGUGUAUGCUGA